Molecule: messenger RNA, 1578 nt
Organism: Acytostelium subglobosum LB1
Lineage: Eukaryota; Evosea; Eumycetozoa; Acytosteliales; Acytosteliaceae
Exons: 5
Biological process (GO): tetrahydrofolylpolyglutamate biosynthetic process
Cellular component (GO): cytoplasm; cytosol; mitochondrion
Molecular function (GO): ATP binding; tetrahydrofolylpolyglutamate synthase activity
Source: RefSeq, a predicted model, not a curated record
AUGGAGAACAAAACAGACAACAUAACAACACCAGCCGUGGCAGCAGUAGGCAACAACACCGAACCACCCAAGAUCUCAAACCCUUUGGUCACUGAGAAAAGAGACUACGAUGGUGCUGUACAAGCUCUAUUCUCUUUACAGUCAAAUGGUGCCACCAUCGUUGACUGGGCAAAUAAGAGAAAGAUGAAUAAGAUCGAUACUACCAAGGCAUUGAUGGACGAAAUGGCUUCAUUCUGUCAAAUGCUAGACAUUGAUAUGGAUAUGAAGAACGUGAUACACGUUGCAGGUACCAAGGGUAAAGGUUCAACCUGUGCUACGAUAGAGUCCAUUAUCAGACACCAAGGAUUCACCACUGGACUUUUCACCUCGCCACACCUGAUAUCCAUCAGAGAGCGUAUAAAGAUCAACGGUGAGUUUGUUGAUAAGGACCUAUUCUCCAGACAUGUUUGGUAUUGUUUUGACAUGUUUGAAAGAAACAAGUUGAGUCCACCUCCUUACUUCAAGUUCCUGACUCUGGUGGCGUUGCGUAUCUUCCAAGAUCUCAACAUUGAAUGCACUAUUCUGGAGGUUGGAAUCGGUGGUCGUGCAGACGCUACCAAUAUCAUUCACCAUCCCUCUGUGACCGGUAUCACCUCUCUUGGAUUUGAUCAUAUGAAUGUGUUGGGUGACACAUUGCCAGAGAUCGCAGCAGAGAAGGCUGGUAUCAUCAAGACUGGUUGUCCAAUCUUUACUGUCAACAGUCAGAGGUCAGAUGCAAUGGAAGUCAUCAAGAACAAUGCAACUGAAGUUGAUGCACCAUUGAUCAUUGUACCAAGAUUGGAUCAAUAUGAUCAAGUCGUUGAGGUUGGAUUGGAAGGUGAUCACCAGAAGGAGAAUGCUGCACUAGCCAUUGCCAUGUCAAAUUGUUGGAUUAUGAGCAAUCAGUCAAUAUCAAAUGACAAACGACAAUCAAUUUUCAACAACAACCUGUGGAGCCAGUACAACCCAAAGGACAAUAACUAUAGCACAAGCUAUUUCCCAUCCUCUCCUCUCACAUUCAAAGAGGGUCUGCGCAGUGUUCAAUGGCCUGGCCGAGCACAACACAUUGUAAAUCCAUUGGACAUUCCCAACUUGGACCUCUAUCUGGAUGGUGCACAUACACCAGAGAGCUCAAUCAUAUGUCUUAAUUGGUGGCGCUCAAAAGUGGCGUCAAGCACACCUGACAAGGAUAUAUUGGUGUUCACAUUCAACAGCACUGGAGGAAGGAAUCCAACAACAUUCCUUCAGCCCUAUGCCGAUGCCAUCAACAAAAGAGAGAUGCCUCCUUUCCUCUAUGGUGUGUUCCCUGCCAUUAUAUUGGAUGGCGGUCCAACCAAGACCUCCAACUCUCACAUCUCCAACAACUAUGAAGAUCAGAAACAGACGUGGGAGCAGAACCUGGCGAUUAUUUUCUCAGGUCUCUGUAAGAUGGACGCUGACCAUCUCAUCCCAUGCUCUAGCAUUGACGAGGGUGCUCAGAAGAUUAAGGAUUUGGCAGCUCAACACCCAGAUAAGAGAAUCAAGGUUCUGGCAACAGGUUCACUUUAUCUCGUGGUUCCC